AUGGCUCUCAGCGACAACAACGGCGUCAUUCCAUCCUCUACCGAUGGUGAUGCCACAGAGGAAGUCAUGAUUACCCCGAUGAUGGCGGUCAGGGGCGGACCAGGGGGGUUCUUUUUUCAGCCCAUUCAUGAAAGCCUGACCUUGGCUGCCCUGAUCAACGGCAAUUUUGGCGUGGCCUCAGGCACCACUUUGGACAAUGCCAGCAACCAUGACUGGGAAUACAUUCGUGGUGCUAUCUGGAACGAUGACCCUGGCUGCCUUCUCUUCGAUGAUAAGCGCGAGAACAACCAUAAGUAUUCAACCGGAAUCCAAUGGGGCCUUGCUUACAAAGAAGGAGCAAAACAGUGGGCUGGCCCCCCUAACCCGGUCAGGUUGAAGAACCCAACUGGUCGCUCACACUAUGGCGACCUCCAGUUCCUGCACUGCAUGGCCUCCAAGGCAGGGGAGCCCGCUGAGGAGACGAAGCGAAAGAUCAUGAUCUGGCUUGAAGUCAUGUACAAGCUGGCCAACGGAGAAGAUAGAAUCACUCCACAGACGAAGCCUCGAGACACAAAGCUCAAAGAAUUUUGUCCCGCAGGCUCGCUUCCAAUGAGUUGGGAUUCGUUGGCCUCCUAUCUUUCGGGCAACUCCGGGUUCGUCGGGCUAGAUGUUGGACGUCGAGCAUUGGGUAGCAUGUUUCACAUUAUCCAGGACUCAUACGCCAUCGGUCACACAAAGCGCAAGCCUUUGAAUGAAGGCGAGAGAAUCUCAAACAAUCCGAUCACAUAUAAACCUGGAGUGAUAGACCUCUGGGGCCCCAUCGAGAACUUCCACACCUACGGAGGCCAGGAUGAGGGCUCGCAUUCACACUAUGACCAUGGAAAAGAGUCGCUUCGAAAUCCUGACAACUUGAGUGAUCUAUCUCAGUUUAAUGGCCUUGUUGGGUGCCGUAUGGCCAUUGAGAAGUGCCAGGGGCUUUUGAGGCUGAAGCAGGCUGGGACAAAGUGGAGUGAUGGAGUAGAGGCGUAUCUUUCUGGGCAUGUCUUUGAAUUAUCUCGGGAAGCUACUGGGGCAAACAACGAAGUGUAG
Messenger RNA from Fusarium falciforme, 1068 nucleotides. RefSeq lists its product as hypothetical. The record is from RefSeq and is a predicted model, not a curated record. The transcript is spliced from 2 exons. NCBI's taxonomy places the organism in Eukaryota, Fungi, Ascomycota, Sordariomycetes, Hypocreales, Nectriaceae. The coding region runs from base 1 to 1068 and encodes 355 amino acids.